This is a messenger RNA of Thunnus maccoyii (southern bluefin tuna), 5449 nucleotides long. RefSeq names its product phosphatidylinositol-4-phosphate 3-kinase catalytic subunit type 2 gamma (gene pik3c2g). Gene Ontology annotation, biological process: phosphatidylinositol-3-phosphate biosynthetic process; phosphatidylinositol-mediated signaling; phosphatidylinositol 3-kinase/protein kinase B signal transduction. Lineage: Eukaryota; Metazoa; Chordata; Actinopteri; Scombriformes; Scombridae. Gene Ontology annotation, molecular function: 1-phosphatidylinositol-4-phosphate 3-kinase activity; phosphatidylinositol binding; 1-phosphatidylinositol-3-kinase activity. The coding region runs from base 204 to 4349 and encodes 1381 amino acids. The transcript has 33 exons. Gene Ontology annotation, cellular component: cytoplasm; phosphatidylinositol 3-kinase complex; plasma membrane. The record is from RefSeq and is a predicted model, not a curated record.
UAUGGGAAUGUUUCCAAAUCUUUUACUGGUCUAACUCGCUGAGCGUGGCCUGAGUCAACAUUCAUCUCGUCGAAACAGCAUGGGACACCAGUUACCAGAGCUUUGAUGUUUUGCAUUCUGCCACGCUAUGAAGUGAGAACGUGCUGAGUGUGAAACUGCACCAUCCAGGAGGACUUGAACAACUUUAUGCCCCCUAAAAUGUAAUGGAUCCUCCUCAAAGGCGAAAUGGACCAAUCAGGAGACAAGAUGCAUACAUCACUGACCUCCCCGUGCCUCUGACAGAGGAUCUAUAUGGUUAUGAGUACCUUGAAACCUUUCCUGAUGAUGAUGAAACACAUCUGUACGAGAGCUCCUGGGCUGGGCUCGUGUCCCCAACUGAACCCCAGACCAAGCCCCCAGGCCUCGGGGGAGGAGGUCCUGGGAAGUCUGACCACCAGGGAACAAAUGGGCCUUCCAAAGUCCGUGGUCCUCCCCCUCCACUCAGAACUAGACUUCCUAGUGCAUGUUUGCCAGUUAGACACCAAGCCCCCCCUCCUCUGCCUCCCAGGACAGGAAUACCCACCAGCAAAAAGCAGGUUUCCUGUGAGCCAACUGUGCACGCUCCCAAACUGAAUCGUUCCAGGACACAAAUAGAUCAUCAUGACCAAUGGACCAUCAAACUAAUAGAGACUCCACAAGGCAGCACCAAGAGACUGAUUUCUUUUUGUGCAGCAACUUCCAAGCUGAUGUCACACUACAAGCAUACAGACAGCGUUCACAACUCAGGAGUGGUGUGGGGUCGAGUGUCACAUCUCCACCCUGCCCUGCUGCAGCAGGUGGAGCUGACUAUCAGUGUGGCCACGGAUUACGACACUCAUCAGAUUCCUUUCCCCACCACAGUGAACAAGACAGUGCAGAGUGUCAUUGAUGAAAUCUUCCAGCUACUGUACCUCAACAGGAGUGGGCAUUAUGUUCUAAAACUGUGCGACUCUGAGGAGUAUCUACACAAUGAAGAACUCCUGGGUAUGCAUGAGACCAUCCAAAUCUACUGCAAGUUUAACCUGGUCGUCCCCCUUCGGCUGCUCAAUGUAAACGACCUCAAACAUCGAAUGGCCAGGGAUGGGGAGGACGACGGAGCCUCAUGCCAACUCUACCACCUGCUGCGUCCGAUCUGUGUCUUCAACACCAGCAAGUUGAGCCUGCAGAAUGUGCUCAAUAGCUACAACCAAAAGGCAGCAGAAGUAAUGAGAAGUAAGUCAGGGAUGACUGUCAAUGUUCUUGUGGGCCAUGUUCGUACCAUCAGCAGUCUUCUGUGUGGGCUCUCGUGUCAGGAGCUGGAGGACACCAUCGGCAGGCUCAGCAGGAUCAAUCCCAUAACUCUGAGCCAUGCUGAGAUGACUGAGUGUGAGACGGCCAUGAUCAUGCUGAACAAGGCACUGCUAAAAUUGCUGCAGAUCUAUUUUGACAACUUCCAUUCAGACUUCAGAGGUCAGGAGGUCAUCAGCAACCUGCAAACCUGUAAUGUUGAGAUCAACCAGGAAAUCUUGCAAUUCAACAUUGCUGCUCUCUACAAACUACAAUCCACCUGGAUGACCACUUAUGAGUGCUUCUCUAUUUCCUGUGAGCUGACAUAUGGAGGAACAGAGAUCAGCCCGACUGGCGUUUCUGAGAAUAUCAGCACUGCCUUGUCAUUUGGGAACAAGAUACAGUGUAACCGCAUGAUGGUGUUCCCUGUUCCAGUAAAUCAGCUGCCAUAUGAAUGCAUGUUAACAUUACGCCUCAUGGGCUCUAAGCGAGGAAAGAGCCCUGAGCUGUUGGGCUGGGCUGUACUACCUCUUUACAGCAAUGGUACUCUGAUAACAGGGACCAUCCUGCUCAGUAUGUCCACUCUGACUGAGCUGCCUGCUCCUCCUUCCCCAGCCUUGUUUGACAGCCACAGACAAGCUGUAGGGGUCAUACUUCAGCUCGAAUUUCCAGAUCAGUUUGAAUGGAAGUAUUACAGGCCCAUUGCGCUCCCCGGGUCAGUCAUAUUCUCUCAGCCUUGUGAGGAAUUGCAAAAGAAAAUGUUAGAUGUUUCGAAGAAGCACUGCCUCCGCUUUCUAUCAGAAAACGAGAAGUCUUUCCUCUGGAGUAAACGUCACUUUUGUGACAAAGGAAGUACCUUCCUCCACCUGCUGCUUGGUGGAGCCCUCCAGUGGCCGCUUGAGGACUUGACAGAAAUCUACACUGUUUUAGAAAACUGGCCCAUUUAUCAGCCCGAGGAGGCUCUCUUCCUACUUAAUGACAGUUUUCAUGAUCAGACUGUGCGGAAGGCUGCAGUUCACUACUUUGAACAGAUACCAGAUGGAGAGUUUGAGCAGUUUCUGCCACAGUUGGUCCAGGCUCUGAAGAGUGAGUGGGAGCUAGAUGGACCUCUGGUGAUGUUGCUGUUGGAGAGAUCGCUGAGGAACAUACGGAUCGCCCAGCAACUCUACUGGCUGCUGGAAGAUGUUCACAAUGACCUCUACUACCAGAGCUGGUUCAGUAAGGUCCAGGCUGCCUUGCGGCACUGCUGUGGCCAGGCUUUAAGACGAGAGCUGGAUAAUGAAGCCCGCCUGGUGUCUUUGCUUACCCAGGUGGCUGAGAAGGUUCGCACUGCCGAUAAGACCCGACGGAAGAAUGUUUUGAACAAAGAAAAGUGUAAGAUUGAUGACUUCUUCAGAGAUGGGAUCAGUUGUUGUCUACCUCUGGAUCCUGCAGUCCGUGUAAAGGCGGUGGAUGUGGAUGCCUGUAAGUUCUACAACUCCAAUGCUGCUCCUCUGGGGGUCUCAUUCAUCUGUACUGACCCUCUGGCCAAGAACAUCAGUGUCAUUUGUAAGACAGGAGAUAACCUGCGUCAGGACAUGCUGGUACUUCAGAUAGUCCGUAUGAUGGACAGGGUGUGGCUCCAGGAAGGACUGGACAUGCGAAUGGUCACCUACAGGUGUCUUUCUACGGGCAAAGCUCAGGGCCUAGUAGAAAUGGUUCCAGAAGCAGUGACACUGGGGAAGAUUCAGCAGGAGUGGGGUCUUGGUGGGACCCUUCGAGAAGACACACUGGAGAAAUGGUUCCACAUGUGGAACAGAACUAAGGAUGACUAUGAAAAGGCUGUGAUGAACUUCAUCCACUCGUGUGCAGGUUGGUGUGUGGCGACCUUCAUCCUAGGGAUUUGUGACCGCCACAAUGACAAUAUCAUGUUGAAGCACAGUGGACACAUGUUCCACAUCGACUUUGGCAAGAUUAUGGGCAAUGCACAAAAGAUUGCAAGCUUUAAAAGGGACCGAUCACCAUUCAUCUUUACAUCUGAGAUGCAGCACUUCAUCACAGGUGGAGGGCAGAAGCCACAGCGCUUGCAUCGCUUUGUGGAGCUCUGCUGUGAAGCUUACAACAUCAUCAGAGGGCGCUCUGCACUGAUACUCAGCCUGCUGGAGCUGAUGCUCCAUGCAGGAAUGCCAGAACUGAAGGACUCUAAUGACCUACAGUACGUCCAGAACAACCUCAGACCUCAUGAUACAGACCUGGAGGCCACAUCAUACUUUACAAAGAAGAUCAAAGAGAGCAUGGGCUGUGUUGCAGUCAAGUUAAACUUCCUGACACACAGCAUGGCUCAAGGGAAGAAACAAGAAUCACGAACCCGGGACGGCAUCCCCGCUCCCAGCAACAACAUCCAAGAUGCUGUCAUCCAGGGAUACACCGUCAAGGGAAAAGAUGUGAUCUAUGACCUGAGAGUACAUAUUGAUGAUGGCUUUCUGAACAGUAAGAUGACAUUUGGGCAGUUUGAGCUGAUCCAUAAGCAGCUGCUGAAGCACUUCAUAGAGUCUGCUCUGCCUCAGUUCCCUAGCUGGUACAAGAUGUCAUUCACCCCAAAGAGGAAGAUGUCUCUGCUGAAUAAAUACCUACAGCAGCUUUUUGAAGGACCUUGCAAGGGAAAUGAAUUUGUGUGCAGCUUGUUCCUGGAUGGCCCCAAGGUAGUCCAAGAGAGUGUGGCAAAAGAAACCCGACCUCAGAUCCAGCUCUACAUUUCCUACUCUGACUGUAAGCUCUCAGUCUUGGUAAAAUACCUGAAGAACAUUAAGCAAGCAAACGGUUCUAACCCCGAUGCCUAUGUGGUCACACGGCUGAGACCGGACCCCCAGCAGCGAUCCAAGAAAAAGACAAAAGUGGUCCGCAAUAAUGACAAUCCCACUUUCAAUGAACUGCUGGAGUACAAUCAUGUACCUCUGCUGUAUGGGAUGGUGCUGGAAGUGACAGUGAAGAGCAAGAAGACUUUUGUGGCAGCAACAAACAUAAAAUUGGAGGAUGAGUUGCUUGACAAGGAGACCUGGUUCCCUCUCGGGAACUGUGCUAUCUGACCUCAGGGAGCUGCACUGUGGGUCUGCUGCCAGCAGGGGGUGCAGCCACACUGAGGGAAAGACUUCACUCAGAGAUGUUUUUUACUGUAUAAGGGAGACACAUUCACCUUAGCAGAGAAACUUUGCACUCUUAAGUAUUCCUAUUUAUCAGAUGCAACUAAACCUCAUUCCAGAGCUAAAUACACUGGCAGUGGAUGAGGGGUUUGGAUGAAGUUACAAAGCUGAGUAAAAAGCUCAGGGAAGGAGAUUUUGUUUACUGUGACUGUCAAUAUUCAUAUGAAGGAUGAACCUUAUAUGUUCAUUUUUAAAUGUUAAUCAAGUGAAGGACAUUUUCUAAUUAAUUCAGAUUUUGUAGCCUUGGUGAUGGAUGCAGGAAGAAAAGUAUUAUUAUUAUCAUACUUGCACUUUUGUUCUGUCUAUAAUUUUUUAUAACCUGCGUGUGGUCGUGACUGUUGAUGUGACAGAUUAAGGAGGAGGUGAUGCAACUUUGUUACCCGCCCAAACUGAGUGUGUUUGUCUCUUUGGGCUGUGUCAACUGGAUGUCCUUGACCAGUGGAUUUGGAGGCAGGAGAUGGAGAUGGGCGGGGGAGAAGUGUGUGAGCAGGAUGACAACUCUGCCUCACUGGCCUGAGGGGCUGAGUUAACACUCUCCCCCUCACUCCAUCCUUUGUCUUAUCCAUCAGCGGCGUUCAAAUGCAGUUAUGCACAUGCAUGCACAAACACGCAAAGGCAGACAUUCACAUGCCCACACAUAUACCCCUGAAAAACACCUCCACACACACACACACACACACACACUCAGUCACUUUUUCUAGGCUAAGGCAGGUCUUCCUGUUAUCUUAAUGCCAUCCUCCUCCUGACAGGCCCGCUGACCCGUACUCUCCUCUGCCUCAUUCACAGGAUUUAGUGAUGAACGAGGAUAGAAAUAGACUUCCCUGUACUGGAUUUGGUUCAAUAAUGUAUACCUCUGUGAAUGCUAUUUAUAUUAUUCCCUGCUGGAUCUCUCGCAUGGAGGGAAGCAAAUGCUGGCUGCUACUCCGUCAUUGUAGUGUUCAUUUAUGUAUCCUGGCAUCACUCAUCAGUUUCAGCCCCAGUAUAAG